CAUUAAAAAAGGAACAAGGAAGUUUAACCUAUAUCAAAAUUCCUCGAAAACGAAACAUAUCAUUUUUUUGUUGAUAGGGGACUGAAAAAUGUUUAAAAAGAUGUCGAAUAAUGUAAUUUGGGAAAGAAAGUUUCUCUAAUAGAUAUCGCAGUAAAAUGGCUGCGGGAAGAUUCUCCACAUCAAUCAAGAACGGUUCGGAUGCGGACUUUGAGUACACAUGUACCCAGUGUGAUGAAUACCAUAUAAGGGAAGAAGCUGUCAAGUACUGUCCAGAAUGUGAGGAGUAUCUGUGUACAAAAUGUACCAACCAGCAUGGCCGGAGAAAAGCUUUUAUUUCACAUAAGCUAAUAGACACAGAUGCCACAAAACAAGGGAAUAUGGUUAGCAUAGCUACAAAAUGUCGUUACCAUCCAAACAGAGACAUUGAGAUGUACUGUGGAACCCAUGAUAUGGUCUAUUGUUUGAAGUGCAUAGCAAAGGAACAUAGGUCAUGCAAUGACGUUAGUGAAAUAGAAGACGAACACAAAUUUCUCGUUCAUCAAAGCGAGGUACAACGUUUACAGGAUCAGACGAGAAACAUUCAAGAGCGUCUUAUUGCCAUUGAUAGGAAAACACAGAAAAACAUCGUUAGCCUUGAAAAGCAAAGGGACAAUGUACUUGCCAAAAUCGAGGAAAUUGAGAGGAACUUGAUAGAACACAUCCGGAAAUUAAAACAUGAAGCAAUCAGUACUCUUGACAAGGACUAUACUUCGGAGAAAGAAGACCUGAAGUAUAAUAUCAACAAGACGGCAAAUACGAAAAAGGAAAUAGAGAAUGCAAAUAGUCAGUUGCAGAUAUUUUCCAGUAUGGAAGCAGGACAACAGUUUGUUCAGAUGAAACUGAUACAACAGACUGUAAAUGAUGCAGUAAAAUUAGUUGAAGAACGCGAGGCGACAGGUAGUAAAGCUUUAUGUUUUACAGAAAAUACAGAUUUGAAGACCUCCAUUAUGACAGCAACAUCUUUAGGACGUGUGAAUACAGUUACAGAAAAUGAACGUCAAACUGCCCAAAGAAUAUAUAAGGUGAAAUCAAAGAAGGAGAUAAAUAUCAAAAUGCAAAACGACCGUAGAGCGUGUUAUAUAAUUGAUGUAUGUCAGCUACAGGACGGUACGAUCAUACUGGCUGACAGCGAUAAUAGGAAGAUUAAGAGGCUUGAUAUGAAGUACAACAUCAAGGAUCACUGUGACCUAGGUGACUAUUCCUGUGGUAUCUGUUGUACUGGUCAGAAUGAAGUUGCUGUGAAAAUGGGCCGCAGCAAGGUUCAGUUUAUAUCAGUCGGCAGUUCAUUUUCUAAGCUAAGAGAAAUAUCUGUAGAAGGUGGACUCUUUUUUGGAAUGGCUUCCUAUGCAGGAGAGCUUUGGAUAUCUUCCGGAGGUGGUAUCAAUGUCUACGGAACAUCCGGUACACUGCUGAAAACUAUCAUCCGAGAUAUCAAUGACCGGGAGAUUUUUAAAUCGUAUACACAGCAUUUGGCAAUCAGUGGAGAAACUGUUAUCGUAACAGACGAUAGUGAUGGCGCCGUCUGUCUGGGAAAAGAUGGUACUGUACAAAGAGAACUGCGGGACAAAAUGCUUGUCAACUCAAAUGGUGUAUGUGUAUCUAGUGAUGGAACCGUAUUCCUGUCUGGAUACGGUUCAAACAAUAUUGUGAUGUUUGAUAAGAAUGGGAAAUGCCUCGGAGAGUUGGUAGCCCAAGACACAGGUCUUUGGAGUCCACUUGCGUUGCAAUAUGGCGACAAAAGGAAUUGUUUAAUCGUAACAUGUUAUAAUUCUGACAAAGUAAUUAUUUUUGAUAUAUCUGAUUAAAAUUACAUUUCCAUUUGUACUUUUUAUAAACGCAGCCUAGAGGUAAUCAUGGCAGUAACUGAAUUUGUAAUGUGCAUAAAAGUGUAUCAUCUUCAUAAAUUACUUAAAUCUUUAUAAAAAAAGCCAGACUAAUAUAUUUAAGGGUGAUGUAACCAAUCAUUAGAGAGUUUGAGAUUUCAACCUUCGCCUUCCCCUUCAACGUCUCUUGCGAAGUUAACGUAUAAAGUUGAAGUUCGAUUAAAAUUCCUUGAGAUUUCAAACCUUAGAAUGAACCUUACAUUAUUUAAUCCGCCCAUUCAAUUUCUCCAUAAUUAUGAUAGUUUUUUUUUCGUGCAUUUAAUAUCAAUUGUUCAAAAGGGCGGGGCUAUUACAAGAGGUUUUAAAAAUGAAAAUUAAAUAAAAACAUUUCAAUUAAUAUAAUUAUUGCAUGGAUACUAGUGCGAUUACGAAAAAAAAAGUGAAACAAUGUGAACAAUGUAAAAACUCAUUGGUGUUACUCCAAACAUUUAGAUUUUAUAUAAAAUGAUGUCAGUAUACAAUGUACGAUUGUAAAUCAUACAUGAGAGGAAAUAAAAAUGAUAAUCAUUUCAACGUAUUUUAUUGUUGACGGUGUUCUUUAAAGAUGAUGCAAUUAAUAUUUUUCAAACAAAUACAUGAAACACCAACUAUUACAAAUGCAUUUGUCCAAAUACUGUGAAAUUAAGUUAAAUAUAUGCGAUAAAGCAAACACAAAAGGCAUGACCAUAAAAUAUAAAUGACAGAUUCAUCCGUCAUGCUGUUGACUAGUAUUUCAUAGUGUUUUUUUUUUUCACUUUGAAUUGGUACUUGGUACAUCGAAUUCCUUAAAAGACGCGUUUUACUUGUAAAAAACUCAUAAACAAUGUACCUGAUGAAAAUCUAACCUAUGUUGAUAACAUGAGCCAAUAUACACAAGUUAUGAAAACAUUUAACAAGCGAAUUGAAACAUAUGUAAGAUACCCUCGUGAUAUCAUGCGUUUUGGCAUCGUGACACUCUACAUGACUCUGUAUAGUGCCAAACUCUCAGAUAGCACAUUAUGAUCGAGCAAAGUGAUCACAUGUCUAGCGAAACAGUCAAGAAAUGUUAGAUGGAUUCGGAAAUUGUCGCACGAAAUAAGAUAUAUGUGGGCAUAUACAUAUAUUUGUUUGAAUAUACUAUUUUUAUAAGUA
Messenger RNA from Mercenaria mercenaria, 3032 nucleotides. RefSeq lists its product as uncharacterized. Gene Ontology annotation, molecular function: ubiquitin-protein transferase activity; zinc ion binding. NCBI's taxonomy places the organism in Eukaryota, Metazoa, Mollusca, Bivalvia, Venerida, Veneridae. The record is from RefSeq and is a predicted model, not a curated record. Gene Ontology annotation, biological process: positive regulation of DNA-templated transcription. The transcript is spliced from 3 exons. Bases 156 to 1844 code for a protein of 562 amino acids. Gene Ontology annotation, cellular component: chromatin; nucleoplasm.